Aspergillus versicolor CBS 583.65 is the source of this 422-nucleotide messenger RNA. RefSeq lists its product as uncharacterized. The transcript is spliced from 4 exons. NCBI's taxonomy places the organism in Eukaryota, Fungi, Ascomycota, Eurotiomycetes, Eurotiales, Aspergillaceae. The record is from RefSeq and is a predicted model, not a curated record. Bases 52 to 318 code for a protein of 88 amino acids.
CUGAUAUUAACCCAGCAUUACGCGUAACAGUCAACAUCAGAUUGUAUAACCAUGACUAAAGAGCUGAGCUUCGAUAUCCGGUUCGACAGUGUCCCGGCUCAUGAGGAGUAUGGCGAUGGGAAGGAUCUUGCAGAGAGAGUCCGCGAAAUAUAUAAAGGCAAAAACCUCCAGAUCCCAGAUGAUUUCGACUCGACUUUGACUACGCCGCCUGUUCAUUUCAUGCAGGUGUUCGCGCCUGACGACGUCGACAUCAAGGAGCUGAAAAAGGUGACUGUUCCGCGUGGGCUGGACAUCGACAUUAUGGAAUACCUGUAUUAGAAUGUACAUAUAUCAAACCUGUUAUUAUUAUUUAUCAUUAGUUAUCGGUAAAGCCAACUCUACGGUGUACUCCAAAGUGGUGAGGUCAUACCCGCCCUAUCCGA